Ictalurus punctatus (channel catfish) is the source of this 3295-nucleotide messenger RNA. Its product is annotated as C-C chemokine receptor type 4. Gene Ontology annotation, cellular component: membrane. Gene Ontology annotation, biological process: immune response; G protein-coupled receptor signaling pathway; chemotaxis. NCBI's taxonomy places the organism in Eukaryota, Metazoa, Chordata, Actinopteri, Siluriformes, Ictaluridae. The record is from RefSeq and is a predicted model, not a curated record. The transcript is spliced from 3 exons. Gene Ontology annotation, molecular function: chemokine receptor activity. Bases 100 to 1167 code for a protein of 355 amino acids.
AAACAGAAGUGCGAAUAACAGAGACCUCAAAAACAGUUUUGGCUUUGAGCCCCAAACAACCCUUAUCGAAUUUUGACUGUUUGAUGCUGAAUAGCAACGAUGUCGAACAUGAGCGGUGGUCUUGGGGAGAUCACAACAUCCAGUGUUUUCAGCACAACAGAAUAUGAUUACUCUGAGAUUUCUCAACCGUGUGAGUAUGGAUACCAUUCAAGACGUUUUCUCCCUGUGCUCUACUCCCUGUUCUUCGUGGUGGGCUUCCUGGGCAACAUGCUGGUGCUAUGGGUGAUCCUGAGAGGUGCUCAGCUGAAAAGCAUGACUGAUGUGUCUCUCCUGAACCUGGCCAUCGCUGACCUUCUACUAAUCUUCUCUCUCCCCUUCCUGGCUCACUACGCCAGGGAUACCUGGGUUUUUGGUAGAGCCAUGUGCACUCUGGUCCUCAGCGUGUACUACAUUGGAUUUUAUGCCGGCAUUUUCUUUAUUGUGCUGAUGAGCAUCGACAGAUACUUGGCUAUUGUCUAUUCUGUGUUUGCCUUGAGAAUCCGAACCAAGACUUGUGGGAUUUUAGCCAGCCUGGUAGUCUGGAUUAUAGCUAUUGCAGCAUCAUUUCCUGAGCUGCUGUAUCUUGGAGUUGAAGAGACUGGGACUGAAGUAGUUUGCAGUGCUUAUCCAAAAAAUAAAAGCCACAAUGAUGUGAGAAGUGCAGCUUUCUUUAAAAUGAAUGUUUUGGGAAUGCUGAUUCCACUGAGUAUCGUAGGAUUUUGUUACUCAAUGGUUCUCCGGAAGCUUCAGACCCUUCGUACUUACAAGAAACUGGCUAUUCGUCUUGUCAUUAUAGUUAUGGUGGUGUUCUUCUGCUGUUGGAUACCGUACAACAUUGCAGCAUUUCUCAAAGCACUGGAACUGAAGCUUAUCCUGCCUCCAGGGUGUGAGCUCAGCAAAACAAUCCAGCUCAUGCUGCAAGCCACUGAAGCCGUGGCAUACUCACACUGCUGCCUCAAUCCAUUCCUCUACGUGUUUGUGGGUGAAAAGUUCAGGAGGCACCUCACCAGGCUUCUGCGCCAGACACCAUGCUUCCAAGUGCAGUUUAUGAAGCGCUACAUGAACCAGGCCACAGGGUCGGUGUAUUCACAGACCACAAGUGUGGACGAACGUUCAGUUGCCAUAUAAAUGUAGAAGAAAAUGAAAUCAUCUUAUUUUACAUCUCAAUUUAUAAAUGCUCAUUCGGUUUAUAUAUACUGGUGAAAACUUCUUUUUGCAUGUGUCUCUGAAUUUAGGUAAUUAAAGAAUACCAUACCAUGCACCUAAAUGGUGCAUUUUCUUUUCAUUGGGGUGGUAGCUAAAUGUACUUUCCACCUAGAAAUGUGAAUAUACUGAAUCAUCUAUUUUAAGGUAGAUUUAAAGUACAUAAUUGGACUUUAAUUAUAUUUUAGAGUAAAGCCUGGAUUAUGGAUGAAGGUUAUGCUGCAUUCUGAAUGGUCAAGGUUUUCAGAGGACUCCCGCACCCUCAUUUUAUGUGUACUGGUGAAAAUGAGAGAAAUUAUAUUUGUAUGUUUUAUAUAUACAUGCUUGUGUCUAAGUAAAAACAGAUCACCAUACCAUGCUCUGUUGUUAAACGUUUUGUAUACGCAAACUUCAAGUUGUGUUAGAAUACCUUUUUAUGCAAGAGCCAGCUGUAGAAUAUAAAUAAGAUGGUGUGUUGGUUAAUUAGUAAUUUCCUAGUCAAUAAUGUAUGUUCUUCCAAUCAUAUAUUUUUAAAAAGAAGUGAUAAACACAUGAACAUCUAUGACUUAAACCAUUAUUUAAUGUAGCACAAGGUUAUAGUAUUAUGAGGUUUAUAGCUCCAUUGAGUCACUUUGGACAUGCAGUUUAAAUAGGUUGAUGAGUUGUCGGUUUGUUAGUUCACAUAUCUUAUUUACAUGAUUUACGCAUGGUCUUGAGAUUUCAGAAAGCUCAAUGGUCUUUAUGUCAUUCAGCAAAUGGCCUGCGAAUGAAAGUGGAAAGGUAUGGAAAAGGUUUUAUUUAUAUACAUUAUAUGGCCAAAAGUAUGUAGACACCUGACCAGGUGCACCCAUAUGUGCUUGUUGAACAUCCCAUUAAAGAUUUGGUCCCCAUUUGGAAGGCUUUACACCAGUUUUUGGAACAUGACUGUGGGGAUUUGCUCAUUCAGCUACAAGAACAUUAGUGAAGUUGAGCACUCAUGUUGGGCAAGAAGACCUGGCAUCUGUAUACUGUAAUGUUACAGUAUACAAAGGCAUUCUAGAUGUCUAAUUUUGUGGCAAUAGUUUUGGUAAGACUCACAUGGGUCUGAAGGUCCAUAUACCAUUGGACAUAUUAUAUAUAUGUUCGCCAUUUUGUAGUAUUACAACCUGGAACUGAAAUGGACUUAAUUGGGAUAUUAGCCUAAUUAACACAACACUGCUGAUCACAUUUGGAACACCUUAUAAGACCGUGAAUCAUGGUGGUGGUAGCGUCAUAUUGACACCCUUUAUGUUAUUUGAAUUUUGACAAAAUUAUAAGUUGCUAGGAAGCCCCUAAUUUACUGCAAGCCAUUGCCUUUGCAAGCCAUUGUCACAUACUCUGACUAGUUCAAUAUUAAGGGUUAUUUUGUUCAGAUUCAUGAAAUCUCACUUCAUUUCCAGGUUGUAAUACUAUAAAAUGUAGUUUCUAGAGGGUUGAUUAGUUAUGUAAGGCUUUAUAUGCACAUUAUCUCUACAUUGUAAAUCAAGCUAUAUACAACUACGUUAAAUCUAAAAAUGCAGUAAAGUUUUUAAUAUAUUAAUUUACUAUUCCGAGUUCUUACUAGUAGUGGUGCUUUCUUAUAAUUUUACUGAGCUCAUCCGUAUUACACAUGGAGUACUUCAAUUGUAUGUGUAAUUCGGAUAUUUAAAUGAUAUUUCUGAAGAAUGAUGGAAUCUACUUUGAAAAAAUUUGUAUUAUGAAAGGAAAAUUAGUUCCUGGUAGUUGAUACAAACCAAUUCCUGUCUUUUAUUCUUGGGGUUACUUGGUAAAAGUAUUUUUAAAGGGAUGAAUUAUUGCAUGAGUAGGGGGUUUAUACUGGUUUUCUGCUAUAGCAUUAUUGUGUGUGUGCAUGUACUCAUUUAUUUCUUAUUUGUUGACUUUGAUCCUAUCUGGAAAAACAACUCUAUGCAUCUUCUCAUUCUCAAACACUUUAUAUAAAUAUAUUAAUAAUAAUCUAUUGAAUAUUUUCUGUUGCCAAAGCAGCUGCAUGUGCAAGUUGUUAUUUUUUACUGCUUUAAAGGACGGAAUAAAUAAUGAUAAUUAUCUUUAAAAUGUG